UGGUUAUAUUUAUCUGACGAGUGAUUAAGUUUUUGCUGUUUUUAAUUUUUUUUGGCCGGAUUUAACCCCCAAUCACCAAACGAUGAAAAAAAAAAAAAAAAACUUAAUCACCAAAUGGUGAAAAGCACUAAACAUAAUCAUCAAUCUUAUACUUAACUAUGUUCUAUAAAAUCAAAUAUAAUACUUAAAAUAAAACGGAGGGAAUAAUAAAGGGUAAUACUAUAACUCGUCACCUCCAAAAACGGGCAUAGGCGGAGCCUGAACACGUUGAAAAGUGUGCCAAAAGUACAAGCAACCGGCCAACUACCGCACCUUCCAAAAUCCUUUCCAUUCUAUUGGACUCCCUUUCCUACUAUUCUUCUUCUUCUUCCUCUUUCCUUUCAACUAACCACUUACCCUGAACAAAGUAUAAACCCCGCUCAUUUUUCAUUUUUUCAAAUUCAAUUCUACUUCUUAUUUUCCAAUUUCAAUCAUAUUAGUCAAAUAGUCAUGCAAUUAGAUUCUUCUUCAAUUCUUCGAUUUCCUCAUGAUUUGACGCUUUUUCGAUCGCGCAAUUCUCCGCGAAUUACUAAUUCCUUUUUGUUUUCUUCUAAUCAUUGCCGUUGUCGUCAGUUACGGAAUACUAGUAUUUGGAAGCAAGGAUACAAUUUGAAGCAUGAUGUGGUUCAGCUUAGGUCCAUGGAUGAGGAUUCUGUAGGUAUAUUCUCAUUUGAUGACUGGGGAAACAUUGAGGGCACUAGUGACUACAUGAUUUUCUCAAGUGAUGGAGAAGAUAGUGAUGGGGAGAUUCUGGUGACACCCAUGAACGAUGUUGAUAUGCCAAGAGUUAAAAGGCAGUUUGUUACUGCAGAAGAUGCUUUAACAGCCACAGCUUCUAGGCUUGCCUUGCUUGGGAGAAUGCAUAAAAAAGACAGGAUUAUAUAUGGCUUUGUUAGCAAUUUUGGACUGAUCAGCUUCUUGACAAUAUGCCUGGCAUUUGUAGACUGGCGUGCUUGGCGCAUUGUUAGACAACCCUUGGAUGCCUUUUACUUUUUGUCACCCUUUUUAGCCUCUGCAUCUUUAGUAGCAUUUGCAGGCUAUGUCUCUGUUCCAAUACUUAAAAUAUUUAAUAUUCGUCAGAAAUUUCGAAGGAAAUGGCCUUACAAGUAUAACUCUAAAAAGGGAACGCCGACCAUUGGUGGAGUGUUUUUCAUACCCAUUGGGGUUGCCGUUGCUAAAUUUAUGGGUGGUUCUUCAACCGAAUCUACGGGCAUUUUAUUAGUGACUCUGGCAUAUGCUGUGAUUGGUCUUUUUGAUGAUACAGUAGGCCUUAUUAAGCCUCGUAAUUUUGGACUAUCUAGAGGGACAAAGUUUUUAUUGGAGGUGGCUGUUGCAGCAUGGUUUUCAUUUUGGCUGUACACCCAAAAUAUAUCAUCACCUUACGGCAUGAAAAUGCUGGUCCCAUUACCUGCACCUGUUGGCCUUUUGAAUCUGGGAGGAUAUUAUCUGUUGCUGACUGUAUUUACAUUUAUUUUGAUGACCCGUGGUCAUAAAAUUAUUGAUGAACUAGAUGGAUUUGCUGGAGGUGUUGCAGCAUUGGCAUUUGUUGCGAUGUCUGUAGCAGUGCUUCCAAUUUGUUCUGAUGUUUCCGUUUUUGGAACAUCAAUGGCAGGUGCUUGUGUUGGUUUUCUUUUGCACAAUCGCUACAGAGCAUCUGUAACAAUGGGUAAUACUGGAUCCUUGGCGAUAGGUGGAGCCCUAGCUGCGAUGGCUUCAUGUAGUGGCAUGUUCAUACCCCUUUUCAUUGCUUCAGGAAUUUUAGUCAUUGAAGUGAUUGCUGUGGUAAUACAGAUAUUUCCUUUCAGGACGGCUGAGAGCUUACAGGGGAGAGCACGUAGUUUUUUCCAAGUACCUCCUUUGCAUCACUACCUCGAAUUAUACGGAAUGAAAGAACCAUCGAUUGUCACUGGUGCAUACUUCAUAUCAGCCUUCUUGGCAGUUCUUGCAGGUUAUGUGGGUCUUGUUUCAGCAUAGCUUCAACCAGGUCCUAGCAUAUUCUAUGUUCAAGAUGUGAUGCGGGUUGCUAACAUCUAGGCAGCAUUUUUAGGGUUUGCCAUAGAUCAGUUAGAAUGAUAUUCAGAAAUUUGUAAGAGAUACUCUUAUGUAUUCGAAUUUUAUGCCAUGUAUGGCUGGCUACUUUUUCUCCUUGGAAUGUAACUUUAAAUUGUUGCAUGAUGAAUUGGUGACAUAAAUA
Molecule: messenger RNA, 2233 nt
Organism: Chenopodium quinoa (quinoa)
Lineage: Eukaryota; Viridiplantae; Streptophyta; Magnoliopsida; Caryophyllales; Amaranthaceae
Product: phospho-N-acetylmuramoyl-pentapeptide-transferase homolog
Exons: 9
Coding region: 490-2013 (507 amino acids)
Biological process (GO): cell wall macromolecule biosynthetic process; cell wall organization
Cellular component (GO): membrane
Molecular function (GO): phospho-N-acetylmuramoyl-pentapeptide-transferase activity
Source: RefSeq, a predicted model, not a curated record